AUGGUUUCUUGGUUCAAAAAGCCGAGCCUGGAGGAUCAGUUGUUCGACUUGAAAUUUACUUCGAAACAGCUUCUUGGUUUUUCAAAGAAAUGUGAGAAGGAGGAAAAAGAUGCCAAAGCACAGCUCAAGAAGUCUAUUCAAGCUGGCAACAUGGAUUGCUCACGCAUUUAUGCAGAAAAUGCCAUCCGAAAAAAGAACGAAGCCCUCAAUUACAUGCGAAUGUCUUCAAGAAUUGAUGCAGUCGCGGCUAGAGUACAGACGGCGGUAACCACACAAUCUGUCACCGCUUCAAUGCGAAAUGUUGUGAAUGGUAUGAAUGCUGCCAUGAAAUCAAUGAAUUUGGAGAAGGUUUCGAACUUGAUGGAUCAGUUUGAGAAAGAGUUUGAAUCUCUUGAUGUGCAGUCCCAGGUAAUGGAAGGUACCAUGAAUAACACUACAUCCUUGAAUGCUCCAUCGAACGAAGUUGAUAGUCUAAUGCGGCAGACUGCUGACGAGGCUGGGAUCGAAUUGGACCUGAAUCUACCCAGUGGAAUCACUUCUACAAUUGGGGCUCCUACUACAUCGGUACCUGCCGAAGAGCAGGAAUUAUCGGACCGUCUGGCUCGCCUUCGUCAAAGCUAA
Messenger RNA from Echinococcus granulosus, 621 nucleotides. Its product is annotated as Charged multivesicular body protein. The transcript has 2 exons. Gene Ontology annotation, cellular component: multivesicular body; ESCRT III complex. The coding region runs from base 1 to 621 and encodes 206 amino acids. NCBI's taxonomy places the organism in Eukaryota, Metazoa, Platyhelminthes, Cestoda, Cyclophyllidea, Taeniidae. Gene Ontology annotation, biological process: endosome transport via multivesicular body sorting pathway; late endosome to vacuole transport; protein transport. The record is from RefSeq and is a predicted model, not a curated record.